Messenger RNA from Xyrauchen texanus (razorback sucker), 1297 nucleotides. Its product is annotated as type-1 angiotensin II receptor A-like. The transcript has 2 exons. The record is from RefSeq and is a predicted model, not a curated record. Gene Ontology annotation, cellular component: membrane. Gene Ontology annotation, biological process: G protein-coupled receptor signaling pathway; regulation of vasoconstriction; immune response. Gene Ontology annotation, molecular function: angiotensin type II receptor activity. The coding region runs from base 165 to 1226 and encodes 353 amino acids. NCBI's taxonomy places the organism in Eukaryota, Metazoa, Chordata, Actinopteri, Cypriniformes, Catostomidae.
AGGUUCCAGAUAAGGAUGCUUGUAAGGUUCAGAAGUUAGGUGAGGAACUAAAUAAGGUGUCAGUGAGGCCUUUAGCCCAAGGCAGGUGUAGGUCACAACAGACACACCCUGUGGAUAACGGACCCCUACUUGCAGACACAUAAUCAAAAAACUGGGGACAAAAUAUGGAAAAUAAAACAUCAGGAAUAAGCGAAUAUCUCCAUGUCAACUGCAGCAUGUCUGGACGCCACAGUUUCAUCUUCAACUUCAUCCCUGUGGUGUAUGGAUGCAACUUUGUUAUUGGGAUCAUUGGCAACAGCUUGGUGGUGGCGGUCAUAUACCGCUACAUGAAGUUGAAGGCAAUAGCGAACGUAUUUGUGCUCAAUCUAGCUGUGUCAGAUCUCACCUUCCUUAUAACGCUUCCAAUGUGGGCCACUUUCACAGCAAUGGGCUACCAUUGGCCUUUUGGUGCCUUCCUAUGCAAAGCAAGUGCUGGUUUGGUCAUCUUCAACCUCUAUACCAGUAUAUUCUUCCUCACCGCUCUUAGCAUUGACCGAUAUCUUGCUAUCGUACACCCGGUGCGUUUCAGACGCCAACGCACCCUACUCUAUGCUCACCUCACUUGUGUACUCAUUUGGGUGUUCGCUUUGCUUCUAAGUUUGCCCACGGCACUAAGCAGGGAUGUGUACAACAUUGGAAACUCUAAAGUGUGUGCUGUUUGGCAUGGCAGUAAGCGGAUCCACUUGAUAGUUACACUUAGCAUACUAAAGAGUGUGCUAGGCUUCCUUGUGCCUUUCCUCGUGAUCAUAACGUGCUAUUGCCUCAUCGGUCAGGCCCUGCUAGGAUCUCGAGGUCUGUUGAGGAAAAACAUUCGCUCUCGGGAAGAAGAGACACUACGUAUGCUAGCUGCUGCAGUGCUAGCUUUCUUUGUUUGCUGGGCACCUCACCAGGCUUUCCACUUCAUGGAGCUUCUAGCCAUGCUCGGUGUGGUGGAAAACUGCCAAAUACUGGAUGUUAUUGACACAGCCAUGCCAUUUACCAUCUGCAUCUCCUACUUGAACAGUUGUGUCAACCCCAUUCUCUAUGGCUUUGUUGGACACAACUUCCGCAAGAACCUGCUGAGCUUGCUGGGUUGUGCAUCUGUUCCAACCAGUGGUCACCUUAGCACUAGCUUAAAGAAUGUGCAUUCCCAUUGUACCCCUGGACUCCUCAAACCAACAAGGACCACAUCUACUGUUAAGACGUAGCUGAAAUGCUUUAUCUCUAUGAUGGGUUUUGUUUUCACAGUUUUGAAAAGUAAUACAAGAUAUUUUUUACC